GUUUUGAGUUGGUCUCUUGUUCUUGUCGCUACAGAAGCUAUGGUGAGAAGACAUGGCUUGCAACUUCCCGCUGACACUCUUCAGGUGAUUGCAGUUACGGUGUUUUGCUUGUUGGUGGUCGCUUACUAUGCUUUCUUUGCUCCUUUUGCUGGAGGACGCGUUUGGGAAUACGUUUUGAUCGGUGUUUACUCUCCGGUGGCUCUUCUUGUUUUCGUUCUGUAUGUUCGGUGUACUGCUAUUAAUCCUGCGGAUCCAAGAAUCAUGUCGAUAUUUGAGUUGCCUCAUCCCUUAUCAGCCAGAGAUAUCUCAAGGAGUUUUAAUGAAACUGGAAGUCAGUUUCAGUCUUCUCCUUCAGGUGUCUCCAGGAGUUUUACCUUAGCAGCAAACUCUACUGUUAAAGGCUCUCUAGGAGAUGCUGAAAGAGUGGACUCUGUUCCUAGAAAAUCUUGCUAUAAUCCUCUGGCUAUCUUCUGUUGUGUGUUUGUUCUUGAAGACUGCUGGAAACAGGAGAGUAGCAGAGUGGGUCUAUAUUGCUCAAUUUGCAAUUCUGAGGUAAGUAACUCCAGCAAGCAUUGUAGGAGCUGUGAUAAAUGUGUUGAUGGUUUUGAUCACCAUUGCAAGUGGCUUAACAAUUGUGUUGGUCGCAAAAACUACAUGACUUUUGUCUCUCUGAUAACUGCCACCCUUCUUUGGCUCAUUAUUGAAGCAGCAGUGGGCGUUGCAGUUAUUGUUCGUGUAUUUGUUGAUAAGAAGAGAAUGGAGAUUGAAACUGUCAAUAGACUAGGGAAUAGCUUCUCUAGAGCACCUCUUGCUGCAGUUGUUGGUCUUUGCACUGUUGUUACCAUUCCAGCGUGUUAUCAUCUGGGCCAACUUCUCUUUUUCCACAUGUUGCUCAUCAAAAAGGGACUUACAACAUAUGAUUAUCUUCUGGCGAUGAGAGCCAUGAGUGACGCACCAGCUGGAGCCGCAUCUGUUGACGAGGAGGAGCUUCAGAGUGUGCUCUAUUCUCUCAACGGAUCUGCCACAACCGGCUUUAGUGGUGGAAGCUCUCUCGGUCUAUCAUACAACUGGUGCACUCCACCUAGAGUGUUUGAUAAUCAGGAUGAAGUCAUUCCCCAACUAGACUCUCGCAUGGUCCUGUCAGAUGCAGCGGAGAGAGGCAUCAAGGCUCCCAAAAGAUCCGUCAAACGCAGUGCAUGGAAGCUAGCAAAGCUGGACGCAAAUGAAGCUGCAAGGGUAGCUGCUAGAGCCAGAGCAUCUUCAUCUGUCAUGAGACCAAUAGACAAACCACAUUUGCCUGAUAAUGAACUUAGCUCAGUUGGCUCUGGCAGUACAGAUGCUAAUGUGGCUGCAAGGAAAGAGAUACAGAACAAUGAUUUAAAGUCAUCUCUCUCUAGAAACGCGUUUGCUGCUCCAAGCCAAAGUAGCAGGGAUGAGUAUGACACUAGGAGCCAUGGCAUGAGCAAUUUCAGCAGUGCAAGCCAUGUUCACCAGUCAGUCACACUUGCUCCUCUCCCUCAAUAUUCUACAGUAAGAGGCCACCGCUUCUCUGCAACAACAACCCAUCACAUGCAUUCAAGGCUUGAUGAAAAGGUGCUGCACAGAAGAAACAACACUGAUCUCUCUGUACCUUCAACUAGUCUUCUGAGAGAUGUGAGAAAGACAUCAGUUGUUUGGGAUCCUGAAGCUGGGAGAUACGUAUCAGCAGCUCCAGUAACAACAAUGCCUGAAGCUCGCAAUAGAUUACCAGAUCCUACCUCACAAAUAACCCACACUAGGAAUCCAAGACCCAUUCUCCCACCGCAACAAGCCGAGAGAAGACUGAUAUAUACAGGUGACUCUAUCUUCUUUGGAGGACCUCUGGUUAAUAUCCCGACUAGGAAUAACCCUAGAAGUGAAGGGAGCAUAGUAAGAGAGGGACAAGACAGAUUGGCAUCAACACUUCAUCAAGAUGCAAGAUAUAGAAGGGAUUCAACCUCAAACCAGCUUCCAGUGUUUGCCCCUGGGCUUUGA
Molecule: messenger RNA, 2013 nt
Organism: Eruca vesicaria subsp. sativa (arugula)
Lineage: Eukaryota; Viridiplantae; Streptophyta; Magnoliopsida; Brassicales; Brassicaceae
Source: the annotation of a GenBank genome assembly